Messenger RNA from Durusdinium trenchii, 1322 nucleotides. The record is from the annotation of a GenBank genome assembly. NCBI's taxonomy places the organism in Eukaryota, Dinophyceae, Suessiales, Symbiodiniaceae.
CUCAGCUUUUCCAUCGUCUUUUCCACAUACACAGCAGGUAGACAGGGAACCAGUUGUCGCCGCCAGAGGGUCAUGCCAAAUGUUCCUGCCGUUGGACCGGGAACUAAGAUUGAAGAUCUUCCACUUCUAAAUGCGCCAGAGCUGAUGGAAGAUCGUGGGGGCGAUGAGGGCGCUCCGGAUGGCUUCCAAACUCCGCCAAGCAGCUGCAGCAGUUGGAAUCCGCCAAGUGAUUCAGACGAAGACCCUGAAGAGGUGCGCCGCCGCCAUGAGCCUGACGAAGAUGGGAAGUUCUGGGAUGAUCCAUUGUGGUAUGGGAAGACGCGUAAGGAGAUUGAAUACGCCACGGAGCUGGAAAAAUCCAACGGUAAUGCCGCCAGCCGAGAAGGAGACUGGAAAAAGGCAAAGAGGUAUUGGAAAAAUGCGUUGAAAGGAGCUGAGAAGAUUCAGGAUGCGGAGACCGAGUUUCGGCUUCACUCCAAUCUGGCGCUAGCCUACAUCAAGCAGAAGAAGAUUGAGAAAUCACUGGAACACUGCGAGCAGGCUCUGAAGGAACGCCUCAAAGUGGCGGUCUCCGCCGAGCUGCGGGGCAAGGUGCACUACAGAAGGGCUGAAGCUUUUGAAGCUGCCGGUGAGGUCUCCAAAGCAAUCGCAGCCUGCAAGCUGUCGUUGGAGGUUCACCCUGAGAAUGUGGAUGUGCGCAAGAAGCUGUCAAGCUUGAAGGCACAGGAGGCUGACCAAAGAAAACGCGAGAAGGCUUUAUUUUCAGGCCUACGUGGACUCUGUGGCAGCCACUCUGACCCAAAUGCAGCUCCAGUGCCCCCACCUCCUCCGCCUCCUCCUGAAGCUGAUUCCUCUGAUGAGGAGCGAAGAUAUGGCGAGGAGGAUUCGGACGGCGAACUGACGGCAGAGCAGCAGAUGAUGCUGGACCGGGGCCUGACGGACAGAGAAGCUGCGGCGCGGCUCGUAGACAGCAUUGGAAUGGGAAGUUCCGGUGAUCUGGUGAAUCCAUCCAACAUGACCAUGGGUGCAGAGGUCUUUUGGUCCCCUGAAAUGCUGAAGGGCACCAACGUGAGACAGAGCAUGCCUGCGUGAUGCAUGAUGCACAUGUCAUCAUGUGUCAUGGAGGGGCCUGUGGAAUAACGGGUUGUGUUGCAGAAGAGCGACGACCCAUGUUGCAGCGUGCUGACAGUCAGCUCGUGCCUGGAGGUGCUGCAAGAGCAUUUCACGGUUGUUGUGUAAAUCUGGUAGAGAUUUGGAGUGGCAUGCGAGUUUAGGCCCGGCCCAUAAGGUGGCAGGGCUGACGUUUUCAGACAAGAAAAGAG